Neofelis nebulosa (Clouded leopard) is the source of this 3733-nucleotide messenger RNA. It is a transcript of the gene TMEM127, whose product is annotated as transmembrane protein 127. Gene Ontology annotation, biological process: negative regulation of TOR signaling; negative regulation of cell population proliferation. Gene Ontology annotation, cellular component: membrane. Bases 230 to 946 code for a protein of 238 amino acids. The transcript has 4 exons. NCBI's taxonomy places the organism in Eukaryota, Metazoa, Chordata, Mammalia, Carnivora, Felidae. The record is from RefSeq and is a predicted model, not a curated record.
GAGGCGGAGGCAGAGGUGGAGGAAGCCGGAAGUGGAUCGGCCCGGGUCGGUCCGGGCGUUGCGGGUUUGGGGCCUGGGAUCGCUCGGCUCCCGGCAGCUGCGGCGCCCCUGACAGAACUGAGCGGCGCCAUACCGGCCCUGAGGCCUGCUGACCGGCAGGCUCAGCGCGCCCUGCGGAGGUCCGCGGCGAACAGCAGCGACCGCGGAGCGACGGCGGGCGGCCCCGGGCAUGUACGCCCCCGGAGGCGCAGGGCUGCCCGGCGGGCGCCGGCGGAGGAGCCCUGGAGGCAGCGCUCUGCCCAAGCAGCCGGAGCGUAGUCUGGCCUCGGCUCUGCCGGGUGCCCUGUCCAUCACGGCGCUGUGCACUGCCCUCGCGGAGCCUGCCUGGCUGCACAUCCACGGUGGCACCUGUUCUCGUCAGGAGCUGGGGGUCUCCGACGUGCUGGGCUACGUGCACCCGGACCUGCUGAAAGACUUCUGCAUGAAUCCCCAGACAGUACUGCUCCUGCGGGUCAUCGCCGCCUUCUGCUUCCUGGGCAUCCUGUGUAGUCUCUCUGCGUUCCUCCUAGAUGUCUUUGGGCCCAAGCAUCCAGCUCUGAAGAUCACCCGUCGCUAUGCCUUCGCCCACAUCCUUACAGUCCUGCAGUGCGCCACCGUCAUCGGCUUUUCCUACUGGGCUUCUGAACUCAUCCUGGCCCAGCAGCAGCAACAUAAGAAGUACCAUGGCUCCCAGGUCUAUGUCACCUUUGCUGUUAGUUUCUACCUGGUGGCAGGAGCCGGUGGAGCCUCGAUCCUGGCCACAGCAGCCAACCUCCUGCGCCACUACCCCACAGAGGAGGAGGAGCAGGCCCUAGAGCUGCUCUCCGAGAUGGAGGAGAACGAGCCCUACCCAGCAGAGUAUGAGGUUAUCAACCAAUUCCAGCCGCCCCCGGCCUACACACCCUAAUGCCGGCCGAGGGCUUUCUGCCACAGCAGCCCCUCCCCACUCUGCGGCGCUUCUCACCCCCAGAGGAGCUCCUGUCCCCAGCAGGCCUCACUGGUAGGAUCCUGACCAUUUCACCAAACCUUCCCAGGAGAGACUCUGCCUUUAAGGUUGUUCAUGUAUCCCUGCUCUCGAAACCUGGGAUUCGCAGAUUUUAUAUAAUGCACUGUUUCCCCUCUUGUCACCUUCCUGUCCCUUCGCGGUCACUAGUCAAUACCAACCAGGGAUGGUCAUACAACUUUUCUCCCUUCAUGGGCCGUAUCUUCGAAACUGGGACUUUCCUUGGGAUGCUGCUGACAGUGGACAGUCCCAGAUAGAAGUGUCAGCAGGUGCAAAGGGAAAGGGGGCUAUGCCCUGCAGGCUUACUUCAUGACAGUCCGUGUUUGUCCCACAGUUGUAACCCUGGACUGACCCCACCCCCCCAUUCCUUCUUGGAAGGCCCCAGUACCGGGUCGUCCACUCCACGGAAUUCUCUGCACUUUAGUCUUUGGACUUCCCAUUACGUGUGUUCUGGUUUUAUGGGAAGAAGGAAUUGCUGUCGGGAAGCAGAGCCACUGCUCUCCCCACCCUGCCCUUGCUUGGGUGACUGGAGCCCAGGCAAAGAGAGCAGCAGCUGGCGUGGGCCUGAGGCCCCCCUGGUGCCCAUAAAGGAUCAGAGUGAGGGGGGCCAAAUCUCCCUAGCCCCUUCACCUUUUAAAACGUGAGUGGUUUUAGAAGGAUCAAGCAAAACAACCAACAGCAACAAUAUUGUUUUUAAACUAGCGACAAGACUGUUGUCGUUUUUUCAGACACGUAUCCCAUUCCUUUUGGCUCCACAGUGUUUGGGGCCACCACUCCUCCCAGGUAGGUCCUCCCUGAACCUCUCCCAGCAGAAUGCAGCCUCUUCCCUUGCUCCCUCCCCUGCAGUGACCCGGCUCCCUGGGCCCUUCCUGUGGAACCCAGAGCCCUGGCAGCCCCCGAGGGGCUGAGGACUGUGGCCUGGCUGGCCGGCCAGCGUGGUGCUCCUCAGGACUGUGGCACUGAGAUGUAACCUGGCCUCCGUACAGGAACAGGGGCCACAGUAGGGCAGGAAACCCGCCACUCUCCACAUAGGAACCGCCACCAGUGGGGUCCCAUCGCGUGAGGUGUCAACACCACCCUGUCGGACUAACGGACCUGGCUGUGUUCUUCAGGCUCAGUGUGUCCCCUGGACUGUGACUUGGGGCAACGGCUUGCUGCAUGCCCCUCUUCUCUUCUCGAAUGUACUCUGUCUGGUCUAGGAGUGUGCCGCUGGCUCUUCCUUGCCCAGCCAUCACUCUGGCUAUCCUGUUUGCCACACAUAGCUUUGGGUCUGGCUGGAAACUCUGCCCUGAGAUCUGGGGCACAAGUGGGAGAAACAUGAGAGAUCUUCAGCGUGGAUCCAGAUGGCUGGGCUUCUUUGGAAUCAGUGUCCAAUGCCGAGCUGAAAAGCAGAUUGGAUCCCAAUUUCCUUUCACGGGCAACAGACCGAACAAGACCGGAGAAUGGAUACCACUGUUGAGUUGGGGCUAGAAAGGGACUGUCUUGUAUCUCAUCCUUCUUCAGCCUGUCGUCCUGGGGACAUCUGGACAGAUGCCUGCGUGGGAGGUGAAGACCAUGUCUGUGCACGAGUGAGCGGCUGCCUGGAGUUCACUGUGAUGCCAGCGUGUGUCCCAUGGUGACUCUCACACUCUUCCAGACUUUUCGGCAAGAAAGACCGCAGUAUGAUACCUGAGCACAAAGCCAAGGAGCUAAAUUAAGUCUUACGUCUGUCUGUAAAGUCCGAGUUUGCCUUUGGCAGAUCUCCAGGGUGUGGCCAGCUCUCUCAGACCGUGGGUGUCCAAGCAGGCAGACCAAGAGACCGGGCACCAAACACGCAUGCCAAAGUGACCAGUCAUCUCAUGAGGACCCAGACAUGACCCUGUGGACCGUUCCAUGUGAUUUGGAACCCACUUUUUAUUAGCUCCCCAUACCUCUGGACUUUCUCUUUUUCCCUGCCAUCCUGACACUGAUAGUUUGUCAUAUAUAUCCCCCUGGUUGUGUUUUUUUUUUUUUCUAGAAAAAAAAAAUUAAAAAGCAAAACAAAACAAACUACAAAUAAGAAUGUAAAAUGCCAGUGGCUCCCUGUCAUUUUUCUGUUGCAGUUUCCCUGAUUUGGUUUGUUCCCUUCCUCUUAGAGAAGCAGGAGAAAUUGAUGAAGUGUGUAAUCAAAUAAAAAGAAAAGAAGGGACUUGCAUGUGCUUACUCCAUGCAAGGCAUUUUCACCCCUAAGACCCCCCCCCCCCCCCCAAUCCUGAGACCUUCCACACCAGGGUCCCAAGGGUAGGAGCAAUAGACACCUCCAGCCCGGUCCCUGUCUUCAGACCCUGAGCUCUUCUCUGCAGCUGCUGGUUAGCUGCAGAAGAGAAAGCUGCGUCUGAACCCCAGCCAUGAUGCGGAGAGAAAUAGACUUCUUUAGAGCUAGGACUUGGAGAAGUUGCUGCACUUCCUUUUGAAACCACAGGGAAUGAUUACUUACUUACAGGGAGAGGCAUGCAAGUGGAGACAGUUCCAGGAGUGUAACUUGUAGAAGGAUCCUGCCUUUAGUGUCCACGCCUCAUAUGGCUACCCAUCUUCCCUUCGUUCAGCCGACACACUAGGCCAAAUGUAUAUCAUGGCAGAAUGGUUUAGGGCUCCCUUUGAGGAGCAGCCUGUUUAGGUGUUCUUUUUUUUUUCCCCCCCCUUUGGAAGAAUACACAUCUUUCCUGAAAGCUA